Astyanax mexicanus (Mexican tetra) is the source of this 1448-nucleotide messenger RNA. RefSeq names its product alpha-1-antitrypsin homolog. The transcript has 5 exons. Gene Ontology annotation, molecular function: serine-type endopeptidase inhibitor activity. The coding region runs from base 33 to 1283 and encodes 416 amino acids. Gene Ontology annotation, biological process: negative regulation of endopeptidase activity. Lineage: Eukaryota; Metazoa; Chordata; Actinopteri; Characiformes; Acestrorhamphidae. The record is from RefSeq and is a predicted model, not a curated record.
UCUCCUGUGGCCAGGACACUAGUGGUGAUAAAAUGUGGGGAAAAGGCUGUUUCUUGGGUGCCCUUCUGCUGACAGUGGCCUGGGCUGCCCCGCAGGGAAACCAUGAUCAACAUCUCCACCAUGGUAAGGAUGAACCUCACCCCAGCCAUGAAGGAGAAGAUGAUUUAUGCCACAGACUCUCCCCCCACAACGCCGACUUCGCCUUCUCCCUCUACAAGAAGCUCUCCACCCACCCUGAAGCCAAAGGCAAAAACAUCUUCUUCUCUCCACUGAGCAUCUCCAUGGCUCUGUCCAUGCUGGCUCUGGGGGCUAAAGGUAACACCCACUCUCAGAUCUUCAGCACCCUGGGCUACAGCACCCUCACUCCUGAUCAGGUCAAUGAAGGUUACGAGCACCUGCUCCACAUGUUGGGACACAGCCAAGAGGCCAUGCUGCUAGAGGCAGGAAGUGCUGUGGCUGUCCGAGAAGGCUUUAAGCCCGUUGACAAGUUUCUGAAAGAUGCUCAGCAUUUCUACCAAGGAGAGGCCUUCACUGUGGACUACUCCAAACCUGAAGUUGCUGUGCAAGAAAUCAACAAGUACAUCGCCAAAAAGACCAAAGACAUGAUCACUGACAUGGUCAAGACCCUGGACCAGCAGACUGUGAUGAUGCUCAUCAACUACAUCUAUUUCAGAGGUAAGUGGGAAAAACCUUUUGAAGUUGAGCACACACACAAAGCUGACUUCAACGUAGAUGAAAACACCAAAGUGUCUGUGGACAUGAUGAAGAGAACCGGCCGAUAUGACUUCUACCAUGACAGAGAAAACUCUACCUCCAUCAUUAUGGUGCCCUACAAAGGCAACACCUCCAUGAUGAUCGUUCUUCCAGAAGAGGGAAAGAUGGAAGAGCUGGAGAAACACAUCUGCAAGGGCCAUCUCAGGAACUGGCAUGGGAAACUCUUCAGAAGCUCUGUGGAUCUGUUCUUGCCCAAGUUCUCCAUCUCUGCAUCCUCCUGUCUUGUGGAGACUCUGAAGGAGAUGGGAAUGGUUGAUGCAUUCUCAGACACUGCAGAUUUCUCUGGGAUCAGUGAGGAGACCAAACUGAAGGCAUCCAAGGUCCUUCAUCAGGCAGUACUUAAGGUUGAUGAAAAGGGCACUGAAGCAGCUGCUGUCACCACCAUAGAGAUCAUGCCCAUGUCUCUGCCAGACACCAUGAUCCUUAACAGACCCUUCCUGGUGUUCAUUGUGGAGGACAGCACUAAGAGCAUCCUCUUUAUGGGCAAGAUAUCCAAUCCUGCUGCAUAGAGACAACUUUAUCAACCCUAUACCCCCAAGCAGUAUUAAGACUUAUUACAUCAAGUCUUUAAAAAAGAUCAAUUCAGAUAUUUUUCUUUUUUUAACCUGUACAUUACUGUCAAUGUUGUUUUUGUUGGCAAAUUGCAUAAUAAAAAAACACAUCCAAUGAAAUAA